This is a messenger RNA of Rotaria sp. Silwood1, 273 nucleotides long. NCBI's taxonomy places the organism in Eukaryota, Metazoa, Rotifera, Eurotatoria, Philodinida, Philodinidae. The record is from the annotation of a GenBank genome assembly.
AUGGUGUCAGAAACAAGUCAUGCAUCAUCAAUGGCACAAAAUGUAGGCAUUAAAAGAAAAAAAUUAUGGAUUAUUCUGGGUAUUAUUGUUGCUGUCGUAGUCAUUGCAGCAAUUGUUAUUCCGACUACUAUUGUUCUUACGAAAAGGACAAAAGCAACAACAACAAUAGCUAUAACAAAUCGAACUUCGUCAACUAAUGCAGAUAUCAAAACAACAACAACAACAUAUGUAUCAACAAUCGGUGAAGUUUCUUCAACAAAAGAAGGUAUGUAA